Grammomys surdaster is the source of this 1275-nucleotide messenger RNA. RefSeq names its product gametogenetin-binding protein 1-like. The record is from RefSeq and is a predicted model, not a curated record. NCBI's taxonomy places the organism in Eukaryota, Metazoa, Chordata, Mammalia, Rodentia, Muridae. The transcript has 6 exons. Bases 1 to 1065 code for a protein of 354 amino acids.
AUGGCAGCCCAGGCUCGGACCCCUCGGUCACGGAUCUUAGGCUGCUCCUCCAUGUUGCGCUUUUUCCGAAGCCUGGUGGGGAGUAAGGGCAGUUCUAAGAGCUCUAACAAGACCCUGACCAGGAGCCAGCCCAGCUCUUCACUGGAGCAGGAUGUUGGCUCCCCAAAGAUGGGCCGCCAGGGAGGACGUGGGAGGAAGGAGACCCGGCCCAGGGCCCUCUCUACAGCUUCCUCUAAUGGGAGGAGGGAGUCACGGCCCAAGGUCCUCUCUGCAGCUCCUUCCAACCCAAGGCACGAUGCCUUUGGGCUGGGCACUGGGGAUACAGAGUCCCAGACCCUCAACUCUAAGGAUGUCCUGAAACUAAGGACCCAGGGUGUCGAGGUAACAUCAGUUCCCACCAGAGGAACCUGGGAGGUUCUGGAGCACCUGCCUGAGAAGAAAGGAGAGGAGGAAGAGCCAGCAGGGGAGGUCUCUGGGCCCUCAAACAGAGAGCACUUUGGCCAGGCCCCAGAGGCAGAACAAGGAUGCCUGCAGUGCGUUCCAGGACCACUGGCGCUCACCCCUGGGCCCUUCAUCAAAGAAGAAGAGGACGAACACUGCCCAAUUGAGUUUGGGGACGUCAGGCUGUCCAAUUGCAAGGCGGGGUCCACCCCAUGGAACUAUCUCCUUGGCUUGUACAAGCAACUCCAGAAGUCGGCCAAGGCCAAGGCUCAGAGACCAGGUGCGCCUCAGUUUGCUCUCAAGGAAGGCUCGCCCCACGAGGAGAAAGGGGAGAGAGAAGAAGCGGUGGACGAGGGCAAGUGGUGCGCCCCGCGCGUCUCCACCUACCAGUCGCCGCUGCAGAAGACGUUUAGGUCCACAGAUACAGUGGGUUUCGUGGAGUCGGAGCUGAAGAAGAUUCUGGCAGUGCAACGAGAGGCUCGCCUCUGGAAGGUGGGCAACCCCGAGGGCCGGGAGCUGCUGACCCAGCCAGACAUCACACUGGAGGAGGCUGGCAUGGUGGACGGCCAGCAUCUGCUCCUGGAGGAGAUGGACGAGAUGGGAAACUGGCCCCCUCCAGAGUGAGGCCGGUGCUGGCAGGAGCCCACCGCGCCCACACCCCUGGGACCCCAGUCCGGGCGUGUGCCUCUUCUUGAGACACAUGCAAGGAGUCCCUGGGGCCCCGGGUUUGGGGAUGAGUAACAUGCUGUGUACGUGGUGGGCCUGCCCAGCACCGUCCCUACCUGUCAGACUCCUGCAGAUGAUGUUAUUAAUAAAAGCUUAGUUUGACAUUCA